AUGUUUACAAAUACUCUGGGAACGUAGAAUGCAUAGCCUUAAUAAUAAUAAUAAGGCUUCGCAGGAUAGAGUGCUUAAGUUUUCGGUACUACCUCUGUUUCCAAUAACAUUUUUGGCCAAACACAAUAAUAAACUCCUCCAAUAGGAUAAACCUAAAGUUAAGGAAUACUUGGAUAAUAAUCAAAUUAACUCAAUUAACCUCUCUCAUAUGGAGGAAUGCAAUAAUAAACUACAAAUGUAUUAUAAUAGCCUUAAGGCUAACAAAUGGGAGCAUUAGGUCAAUAAACCGCAUAAUUUGGUUAAGUUUAAUAAUCAGGAUUUCUUGGAUAAUAAUCAAAUAUACAAGGAGGUUAGGUUGGAUAGAUAUAAUAACAAACAUCCCUAUAGCCACAAUUGUAAUAACAACCUUAAUAACAAUAAUAAUAAUAGCCUUAAGUAAAAUAGUAUACAAUUUUACAAAUUAAAAAUGAAACCCAGAAACACUUUGAUGAUCUAUUAAAAACAAUCAUCAAUAAAGAAAAAAUUGAGAAGAAUUAAAAAAAUUUAUAACUAAUUGAAAAAAACUCUCUUAGAAAUAUUUAAUAAUAGUAAUUAUAAUAACCUCAAGCGAAUCCUUCUAUUGGAUAUGGAGUAUCCUAGCAAUAAUAAUUACUAAAACCAAAUUUAAAAGUUGAUCCCAGAAAUCAUACAGCAAAGGUUGAAAAAUAUUAUGGAGAGUGGAAUAAAGGAAUUUAAAGGAUUUCUCAAAAAUAGGGAGAGGCAAUUAACCAAUUGAAUGAAUUAAAUAUCCUUUUAGCCUAAUAGGACACUUAUUACGGUAUCAUAACAUUGUAAUUUAAUUAUUAGAGAUCGAUGAAGAAUCAUUGAUGGAUUGUAUAAAAUAACUUGACAAAGAGCUGAGUUAAUUAGAACAUAAGAUUGUAAAUGUAGUAAAAUUAUAAGAAAAAAUUUUGGGAUUAGAAAAAGAAGAAACAGAAUGGGAUCAAAUUGUAAUUAAUUUAAGUGAAUGUCUGACACUUUUAGAAAUUUAAACUGUAUUAUACCUUACAUUAAAUGAUUUUAGAAAGAAGUUGAAGAUCAAUUGCACCAAGCAGAAACACACCCAAAAGUAAUAAAUAAAUGA
Molecule: messenger RNA, 1123 nt
Organism: Paramecium octaurelia
Lineage: Eukaryota; Ciliophora; Oligohymenophorea; Peniculida; Parameciidae
Source: the annotation of a GenBank genome assembly